Molecule: messenger RNA, 390 nt
Organism: Aricia agestis (brown argus)
Lineage: Eukaryota; Metazoa; Arthropoda; Insecta; Lepidoptera; Lycaenidae
Exons: 2
Coding region: 1-390 (129 amino acids)
Source: RefSeq, a predicted model, not a curated record
AUGGAUCGUAUCCGAAACACUACUCUGCGCUCCAAAACGAGGCUUAUGGACGUGGGCAGGAAAGCGGCUGGCUUAAAACGGAACUGGGCAGGACACGUCACCCGCAUGCACCCGGACAGAUGGGCGCGUCUAGUUACGGAGUGGCAACCGAACGGUCGGCGAAACAGGGGCAGACCCAAGAAAAGGUGGCGCGACCAGCUAGACGCUGCAGACAAAGAGUGGCCAAAUACAGCGAAGAAUAGAGACACGUCACACGCGUUCGCCGCCCAUUGCACGAGUCUAUCCGGUUACAGAGCGCCCAGUGCCUUGGGCAGCUCUCCCGGAGUGACAGCAGAAUGUCGCGCGGAGAAGCUACGCUGGAAGCAGACGCCGCUGACUGGGCCGCUGUAG